UCUUUUUCUGUCAUUUAUUUUUAGCAAAGAAACCCCAAAAAAAAGUUUAACAUUAUUUUUUAAAAAAACACAGAGAGUCCCCAUGGCCUCUCUCUCGCGCAGUCCCCUCUUCCGACUUAGGGCUCCUCCGGCGUUCAACUACGCCGUCGUCGACUUACGACCGGCGACACGAUGGGAUGGGCUUUGCAGCCCCGUUUAACGGCGUCCUUGAGAGCCAAGACUCUCUCCACCCAUGGGAGUCGAAAACAAGGGAGGUUCUCGGCCUCUUGGACCCGAUUUGGACGACGGAGGAGAGACCCUCCGACGACGGAACCAAGGCCACUUCCGGUGACUGAUGCACGUGGAGGACCAGCGAUUGGCGAGCAGCAACGGUGGCAGUGGCGUGCGAGGAGGCUACAGCAGCAAGGCGUGCGACUAGGGUUCCGAGGCUUCUUUUUUCUGCUAAAAUUGUUAAUGCUGUUAGGGCUAGGUUUUGGGUUUGGGCUCAAUUGGGCUUGCUGGGUUAAUUUUUAGGUAGUGGGUCAAGAAUUGGGUUGGUCAGAUUUGGGCUACUGUUGUUUUAUUUAUUUUGUUUUAUUUUGGCACUGGGCCCGGGCAAGAAUUGGGCUCUACAAGCAUAAAUUAAGUAAUAAGUAUUGUACAAAAAUACUAGAAAAUGAGUGGGAAUUUGGAUGUAAACAAA
Gossypium raimondii (Peruvian cotton) is the source of this 682-nucleotide messenger RNA. RefSeq lists its product as uncharacterized. The record is from RefSeq and is a predicted model, not a curated record. The coding region runs from base 172 to 513 and encodes 113 amino acids. NCBI's taxonomy places the organism in Eukaryota, Viridiplantae, Streptophyta, Magnoliopsida, Malvales, Malvaceae. The transcript is spliced from 2 exons.